Molecule: messenger RNA, 2699 nt
Organism: Labrus bergylta (ballan wrasse)
Lineage: Eukaryota; Metazoa; Chordata; Actinopteri; Labriformes; Labridae
Gene: tent2
Product: terminal nucleotidyltransferase 2
Molecular function (GO): poly(A) RNA polymerase activity
Source: RefSeq, a predicted model, not a curated record
CUAAAAGCCGCGUCCCCUUUAAAUCGAAUUCCACUACGUCACGGCAUCAACGCGGAAGGUAGAGGAAAACUAGCACCUGAACAAAUCAAGCUUUGUUUACAUGUGACACGUAAAUCCGCAGAGUUGAUGCUGGAGCUCAGUGAGGAACAUGUACCCCCGCAGCGCAGCGUCGAGGGGGAUGUCAGCCUACAGUGACGGCCUCUACCCGCCGCCCCCUGUGCCCCCUGUGCCCCCUGUGUACUACGACUACAACCACCGAAGUAUGCCCGACGUCAACAGCGUCCGUGAUCCUGGUUUGGAGAGGUUGCCAGCAUAUGAAUGGAAACCUCCACCGACCCCCUCUCCAGCCCAGUACCGUCAGACACCCACCUUAACCAACAGACUCAAGAGGCAGAAUGAUGACUACAGAACCCCGGUGUUGAAGCGCCAACGUCUUGACUCCUCUCCCCACCCGUUAAUAGGCUCCCCCCUAAAUCAGGCACCUCACCCACUUCGUUCUGCCCAUGCAGGGGCGGGAUCAUCAGGAUCAGAGUUUGAUCGCUCUUAUCCUAGCCCAUAUUCCCAUCCCAGCCCACAACCACACUCCAGCCCACGCCCAAGCCGCCACCCUCAAGUGCCUGCUAUCCCAGAAAGCUCAAACAGCCUGCAGGAUUAUGUUAAGGACAAGUUGAGUGGGCAGAUGCUGGAGUUGUUUGAGGCAUGCCAACAGCAAUCUUCCGAUUUGAUCCGUAAGGAGAAGUGCCGGACACAGCUGCAGAAAGACAUACAGCGUGUCUACGCAGUGGCACGACUUUAUUUGACUGGAUCCUCUAUGAAUGGACUGGGAUGCCGGAGCAGUGAUGCUGAUAUGUGUCUUGUCAUCAAGGGAAAUAAAAGACCUGAUCCCAUUCAAGUGCUCUCUGUCCUCCAAAGGUUGUUCAGAUCACUGUCAUAUGUAGAGAGGACUCAUCUGAUCAGGGCCAAAGUGCCGAUUCUCAGGUUCAGAGAGAAAGGCAGUGAUCUGGAGUUUGAUCUGAACGUCAACAACACAGUGGGCAUCAGAAACACAUUCCUUCUGAGGAGUUAUGCCUAUGCUGAUCUCAGGAUAAGACCCAUGAUCCUUGUAGUCAAGAAAUGGGCAAAGCACAAUCAAAUCAAUGAUGCCAGCAAGGGAACUUUGAGCAGCUACACACUUGUGCUGAUGGUGUUGCACUACCUCCAGACUCUAAAGGAACCUGUCCUUCCAUCUCUGCAGAGGGACUACCCAGAGUCUUUUAAUCCCUUCAUGGACAUCGACAUGGUUCCAGAGGGACCCAAAUACGUCCCCCCAUACAGUUCCACAAACCAGUCCUCUCUGGGAGAUCUGCUUCUGGGAUUUCUCAGAUACUAUGCCACGGUCUUCAGUUGGGAUAAGCAGGUGAUCUCGGUUCGAGAGGCCAAAACUUUCCCCAAUAACAAUUCUCGUGAGUGGAGAAACAAAUUCAUUUGCGUGGAAGAGCCAUUUGAAAGAAACAAUGUCGCCCGGGCAGUCCAUGAGAAGAUGAAGUUUGAAGCCAUUAAAGCCCAGUUUGCUGAGUCAUGGCGGAUACUACGGCAGAGGAAGGACCUGAACUCGAUCCUCCCAGUCAGAGCCAUCAUUAAUGAGGAGUCUUCCAGGACAUGAGGGCUUCUUCUAAUGAGCCGAGCUGACGGGAGUCUUCUGCAUCAGAGGGACCUUUAAGGAUGUGCUGAGAGAAAAGCCCUGUUGCCUCUGCAUCUCAAAGUCAGAACACCUCUGGUAUUCUGAACUCUCUCUCUCGCUGCCUCGGUAUCAUUCACAAACUGUAGGUUUGUGGCUGUACAUAUUGAAAUACUGCACUCACUUUCAAAUGAUUUGCAGACUUUGCCAAAUUAUUCUUAUAGAUGAUAAAAAUACAAUGUUUGUGCAGUGACACCAGAGGAAGGUGAUGCUUCUACAUGGCCUUCUGUUCAAACCCACAAAGCCUUCAUGGGAAGAAUUUAAGUUUACGGACAUGAAUGAAAAUAUAUAAAAUACAUUUGGAACUUUCUCAUAUUUGAAAUUAGCUUUAUCAGAAGAAACAGCAUUUAGGUUCAACUUAUCUCAGCUAAGUUAAAUUCAUCUCAUCACAGUUUAAGCUGUAACCUCUUUGCUAGAGGUAAACUAUACAGAGACAAUUUCUAGAAGAAUCCAACAGUUUGGUUCUGCCACGUAUAAUAAGCAUUCAGUAUGUUGUCUUCAGCCUUUUGAGACCAACUUGUAAAAUCAAAGCUUUUUUUCUUCAGUUUUUAAGGUAAGCAGGGAUGCUGUUCUAUGUUUCAAACAACACACGUUCUCUCUACAGCUUCUUUUCACAGUCUAUACGUUUCUCUUCAGAAUACAGCCUUUGUUGUUAAGUGAUGGUUAAGUCAUACUAUGAUGGUCAAAUCAGGACUGGACUGGAAAUUCCCCUAUCACUGCUUCUGAUGUGUUGCACUCACGUCAUUAAUCUGGUCACUUUCCUAUACUGGGUCAUUUUAGUUCAACCGUUUCUUUCUUCCUGAAUACAGACGUGUCAUUCAUUCAUUGUCAGUUCACCACUAUGUAAGUUAUUUGUUCAUGUGCGACUUCAUCGAUCUUUGUGUUUGGGAUUUUUCUCUGUUCUAUUUGUAUAUUUUGUAAACUACUGACUUUUAAAUGUUUAUUUAAAAAAAAAAAAAAUUAAAUCUCUGAAUCUGUUUGA